This is a messenger RNA of Paramuricea clavata, 507 nucleotides long. NCBI's taxonomy places the organism in Eukaryota, Metazoa, Cnidaria, Anthozoa, Malacalcyonacea, Plexauridae. The record is from the annotation of a GenBank genome assembly.
AUGUCACUGGGUAAAGAAAUAUAUAUUGAGGGAGAUGGCUCAAUAUCUGAGAACUGCCUUCUUGGUGUUUUUUAUUCAGGAGUAUUUCAAGAAAUGAAGGGCACAAUAAACACAUCCUUUAAGGAUCUCCAAGGUGCAACACGUGUAGUAUUUGCAACUUCCUCAUUGGGUAUGGAUGCAAACUACCCUAAGGUGGAAUAUAUUAUCCAUUAUGGUCCAGCUGGGAGUAUUGUUAGUCAACUUCAGGAGGCAUGUAGAGCAGGAAGAAAUGGAAUACAAGCACACAACAUUAUUUAUUACGAAGGAAGACAUUUAAUUCAUUGUGACAAAUUAGUCAAGACAACUUUAAAAUCUAAUUCGUGUUUACGUGUUGCUAUGUACAGUGCGUUUGAUGAGAACAUAGACCUUUACUACCAUUACAUUUGUGUUGCUCAAAUUGUUACAAACAUUGUGACUGUGGUGAUUGCCCAGUGUUUGAGUUUGAAGAAUUCUGUGAGAAGCAAGUAG